Molecule: messenger RNA, 1128 nt
Organism: Myiozetetes cayanensis
Lineage: Eukaryota; Metazoa; Chordata; Aves; Passeriformes; Tyrannidae
Gene: PSMA1
Product: proteasome 20S subunit alpha 1
Exons: 10
Coding region: 1-837 (278 amino acids)
Biological process (GO): ubiquitin-dependent protein catabolic process
Cellular component (GO): nucleus; proteasome core complex; proteasome core complex, alpha-subunit complex
Source: RefSeq, a predicted model, not a curated record
AUGGUGGUGUUUGGUCACAGAUUGGAGUCAGUGAUCUCAGAGGUCUUAUCCAAAUUUCGCAACCAGUACGACAAUGAUGUCACCGUGUGGAGCCCGCAGGGCCGAAUUCACCAAAUAGAAUAUGCCAUGGAAGCCGUGAAACAAGGCUCGGCUACGGUGGGGCUGAAGUCCAAGACACACGCUGUUCUGGUUGCUCUCAAGAGAGCACAGUCUGAGCUGGCAGCUCAUCAGAAAAAAAUCCUGUACGUUGACAACCAUAUUGGUAUCUCAAUCGCUGGACUUACUGCCGAUGCAAGACUCUUGUGCAAUUUCAUGCGUCAGGAGUGUUUGGAUUCUAGGUUUGUGUUUGAUAGACCUCUUCCAGUUUCCCGUCUAGUGUCACUAAUUGGAAGCAAAACCCAGAUCCCGACGCAGCGUUAUGGCAGGAGGCCGUAUGGUGUGGGACUGCUCAUCGCAGGCUAUGAUGAUAUGGGCCCCCACAUCUUCCAGACUUGUCCCUCUGCAAACUAUUUUGACUGCAAAGCAAUGUCCAUUGGUGCUCGUUCACAGUCGGCGCGGACUUACUUGGAGAGGCACAUGACUGAGUUCACUGACUGUAAUCUAAAUGAGUUAGUUAAACAUGGACUGCGUGCCCUGAGAGAGACUCUUCCUGCUGAACAGGAUCUGACCACCAAGAAUGUUUCCAUUGGAAUUGUGGGCAAAGACAUGGAGUUUACCAUCUACGACGAUGACGACGUAGCACCAUUCCUAGAAGGUCUUGAGGAGAGACCACAGCGAAAGCCGGUUCCGCCUGUAGAAGAAACUGUGGAAAAGGCUGAGGAGCCAAUGGAGCACUAGUUGGUGGAUGAGUUCCUCUGUGUUUAUGUAUAAUAAUACAGGAACAUUUAUCCAUUUGCUGGUAACUUUAUCCUCACCUAUAUUCAUUUUCUGACGCUACAUUCUGAGGAUUGAUCUUAAAGACACCAACCCACCUAUCCUUAAAAGGUAGACAGGAGGUCAUACUUGGGGGUUAACUGCUUGGACAAGAAAGGUGUAAUCAUUUUCUAAAUAGGACAUGAUACUGUUUUUUAAAGAAAAGAUACUGUCUUUAACUCAUAAGGACAAGUGGAAAUAAAUCACUUUCUUGGA